GCAGCCAAGAGACCGAGGGAAGGAAGGGCAGAGCGCAGAGCUUAGGACACAGGUCUUCGGUGGAGAGGAGGAAGCAGCCCACGCGGGACAGGGCCUCCCAGGCUCUGUACGGACAGCAUGAGUUUCCCGCGAGGUUCUCACGACCGGCCCGUGGGCAACUCCAGCCCUUGGUGGCCUCUGACCGCGGAGGGCGCCAACGGCAGCCUAGAGGCAGCGGGGCUCGGGGAAAGUGGCAGCCCGCCGGGGGACGUCCGCAACGAGGAGCUGGCCAAACUGGAGAUCGCCGUGCUGGCGGUGAUUUUCGUGGUGGCCCUGCUGGGCAAUAGCAGUGUGCUGCUGGCACUGCACCGCACUCCACGCAAGACAUCCCGCAUGCACCUCUUCAUCCGACACCUCAGCCUGGCAGACCUGGCUGUCGCCUUCUUCCAAGUGUUACCGCAGCUGUGCUGGGACAUCACCUACCGCUUCCGCGGGCCCGACUGGCUGUGCCGCGUGGUGAAGCACCUGCAGGUGUUUGCCAUGUUCGCGUCGGCCUACAUGCUGGUGGUGAUGACCGCUGACCGCUACAUCGCAGUGUGCCACCCGCUCAAGACCCUGCAGCAGCCCGCGCGCCGCUCGCGCCUCAUGAUCGCCGCCUCUUGGGUGCUGAGUUUUGUACUGAGCAUACCACAGUACUUUAUCUUCUCUAUGAUCGAAAUCGAGGUAAACAACAACGGCACCAAAGCCCUAGAAUGCUGGGGUACCUUCAUCCAGCCCUGGGGUACCCGCGCCUACGUGACCUGGAUGACCAGCGGGGUCUUCGUGGCACCCGUGGUCAUCUUGGGUACCUGCUAUGGCUUUAUCUGCUACCACAUCUGGCGCAAUGUCCGCGGGAAGACAGCAUCGCGACAGAGCAAGGGCAGCAAGGGCUCUGGGGAAACCUCGGGUGCCUUCCACAAGGGGCUUCUGGUCACGCCUUGUGUCAGCAGUGUGAAGAGCAUUUCUCGUGCCAAGAUCCGCACAGUGAAGAUGACCUUUGUGAUUGUCAGCGCCUACAUCCUCUGCUGGACGCCUUUCUUCAUUGUCCAGAUGUGGUCAGUCUGGGAUGACAAUUUAAUCUGGACCGAUUCAGAAAAUCCUUCCAUCACGAUCACAGCAUUACUGGCCUCCUUGAACAGCUGCUGCAACCCGUGGAUAUACAUGUUUUUUAGUGGCCAUCUUCUGCAAGACUGUGUCCAAAGCUUCCCAUGUUGCCAAGGCAUGGCGCAGAAAUUCACCAAGGAUGACUCCAACAGCAUGAGCCGCAGACAGACUUCUUAUUCUAACAACCGAAGCCCGACCACCAGCAGUGGGACGUGGAAGGACUCCCCUAAAUCUUCCAAGUCCAUCAGGUUCAUUCCUGUCUCCACUUGAGCUAUACAUCCAUGCAGCCCGACUCUUGGGAGGGACUUCUGUGUCCAGCUAGAGAGCAUAGCAAAUGCGUUUACGUGAGAUGGACAUAAAAUCAACUCAGUGUACACAUUGUUUCUAGCUCUGUUUUUCCCAUUGCUGUGACCAAAACCUGAAUUCUUUUGCAUAGAAUAUUAAUGAAAGUGUGCUACACGGAAAUGUGUAGGCCUGGUUUGUACGCAUACUGACUUUAUAUUUUCUGGCUGAUUUUUUUUUUUAUUGUGUUUUUAUGUCUGACGUAAGUGAGGCUUUGGCUGGUUUAAGUCACGUGAUAAGCACUGUUUGUAAACAAAGUGAACUUCUUCAUGAUUUAAAGACCAGUCAUGUGAUAAGCAUUGUUUCCAAACAAAGUGAACUCAUUCAUGAUUUAAAGACCAGUGUUCCUGUCAAUCUAUAUGUCAUACAAUGUCAGCAAAAGGUAGGGAGCGGGGCUUAGAUUGAGGAUGGAAAGGAGGUAGCUUGAUACCUGGCAGCCCUUCCUUCACAGUCCUGAUAUUCUAUUAGCUCUGAAACACAUGCUCACUAACAGGCUGGAGGUUUGAGAAAACUGUGAAUAGGACAAUAAUUUGUAUGGGGGAGGGGGGUUUGCCACACUUCAUAGAGGCAUAAGAGGGAAGACUUGUACAGACAUUCUUCUGGAUAUCUUAAACAUUCAUUGACCAGCAUCAUAAGGUAUCCUGUGCUACGCCAGAUGUUGACACUUAGUACCUAUUUGGUGAAUCCAGAUUCAGAGAUUCUAAGUCUCCUAGGUAACUCCAGACAUAAGAUACUCACAACAUGUUUGAUUUAAAUCAGUUCAUUUAUUUCUUCACACUUCCCGGCCACACAACAGGUCCAGAACACAGAGGGUCCAGAGAUGUGGACAAACUGGAGACAGACAGAGAGGGUGUCUGAGUUUUGUGCCUGUUCCUUCAUGAAUGUUUGACUUUCAGAAAGAUACUUACAUAAAGCGCUGUACAAUAGGCUUGGUAACACUCACCUCACAGGGUGGUUGUAAAAAUUAAAUAAACUUAAAAUGUGUGAAGA
Molecule: messenger RNA, 2454 nt
Organism: Arvicanthis niloticus (Nile rat)
Lineage: Eukaryota; Metazoa; Chordata; Mammalia; Rodentia; Muridae
Source: RefSeq, a predicted model, not a curated record